This is a messenger RNA of Onychostoma macrolepis, 3722 nucleotides long. RefSeq names its product phosphatidylinositol-4-phosphate 5-kinase-like 1 (gene pip5kl1). The coding region runs from base 1800 to 3143 and encodes 447 amino acids. Gene Ontology annotation, biological process: phosphatidylinositol metabolic process. The record is from RefSeq and is a predicted model, not a curated record. Gene Ontology annotation, molecular function: phosphatidylinositol kinase activity. NCBI's taxonomy places the organism in Eukaryota, Metazoa, Chordata, Actinopteri, Cypriniformes, Cyprinidae. The transcript is spliced from 9 exons.
CUGUAAGUGCAUGACUCAUUUUUUCCCCACAUAGGUUUGUCACAUUUGUAAUGUUUCAUAGAUUAUUCCCGUAGCAUUGCAAUGCUUUCUAUAAAUUAAUUUUCUUAUUGAGAUGACAGAAUAUUGAAACCGCAGUAACUGUGGCAUUCACUGAUGCCUAAAAGAAAUACAGGGGUUUUAUUCUGUCAAUAAUGUGUUACAGCCAUGCUAAAAUACAUAUUUACAUGUCAGGGAACUUAAGUAAUUAAUGAAAUUUGUAAAAUAAUCAGAGGUGUAAAAAGUACUCAAAAAUUUUACUCAAGUGAAAGUACAAAUACUCCAAAAACAUACUUGAGUAAAAGUAAAAAAGAGCAAAUCAUGUAAUUAUUAAGAUUUUAAAAAAAAACAUCGACAGUCCUGAUUCCUACUCAGUGUGUCAUAUAAUGACAUAUUAUAAAUACAACUUAUCCACUACCUGGUGAGAACAUCACUGAACAUGAAUUACAAUUAAUUUAACAAACAAUGCUUAUUUAAACACUUUUGGAGAUUUUUAAUUAAUUAAGAAAAUAUUUCCACAAAAAAUAUUAAUGGUAUUUAAAUUCUCAUCACUGAUUAUAUUUGCACUCAAUCUUGUGCAUUCAGCUAAUAUAUUACACAGCUAAUGGCUCUAUCAAAACAGAACAAAUAAUGAAUAAACAUUUUUUGGGAAAAUGCAACUUUGCUACCUCAAUAUGCUUCCUCGGAUUUGAUGGUUUUGAAACUUUUGAAGCCAGACAUUUACCUGAUGAAAGUCAUAAGUGAAGUAGAAAUAUGUGUGCUUGAUGCAUGAAACAUGAAAGUAGUCAGUUUAAAUCGUACUUGAAUAAAGUACAAAUCCCCCAAAAUAAUACUUAAGUAAAGUAAUCAAGUAAAAUUACUCAAGUAUUUUACACCUCUGAAAAUAAUAUGUGACCCCGGACGACAAAACCAGUCUUAAGUGUCAAUUUUUUUAAAUUGGGAUUUAUACAUCAACCGAAAGCUGAAUAAAUAAGCUUUCCAUUGAUGUAUGGUUUGUUAGGAUCGGACAAUAUUUGGCCGAGAUACAACUAUUUGAAUAUCUGGAAUCUGAGGGUGCAAAAAAAUCUAAAUAUUGAGAAAAACGCCUUUAAAGUUUUCCAAAUGAAGUUCUUAGCAAAGCAUAUUACUAACCAAAAAUUAAGUUUUGAUACAUUUACGGUAAGAAAUUUACAAAAUAUCUUCACGGAACAUGAUCUUUACUUAAUAUCCUAAUGAUUUUUGGCAUAAAAGAAAAAUCAAUAAUUUUGACCCAUACAAUGUAUUUUUGGCUAUUGCUACAAAUAUACCCCAGCGACUUAAGACUGCUUUUGUGGUCCAGGGUCACAUAUAUAGUUUUUGUGAAAAAAUAUGCCUUUUUAUGUUGUAAAUCAUUUUAUGAUAGCAGUACGACAAUCAAUUGCCUGCUAUUUUGUGAUAUUUGUGAAUAUAGUCAUGGUUAAAGUGCUUUUAAGACCCAUUAGACACAUUAAAAUGUACUCAGAUAUUCUAAACGUGAUUUUUCCAGAAUCUAAAUGAAUGAAUGACAUUGACCUCUUCCCCACUUUUUUCAAUAUAGCUUUCUAUUGCCAUUUUCAGUGAACCGCACAAACUUGUCUAUGAGGCAAACACAUCCCCUGAUUAUUAACUACUCAACCUAUUUUGUAGUGUGGUGCUUGUUCACUAACACACACACACACACACACACACACACACACACACACAUAGAUGAUGUUGCCGACCCCUGAUUCUAUUGAAUCCAGGCUGCUUAGGCAGCAGUAUGAUGCAUGAAUGUGCUGCCUGUUGUCUGGGGUUCAAAGCUCUUUUGCAACUCUCUCUCUCACACACUUAAACAACAAAAAGGAAAACAAUACCUGCAAAAACAUGUAAUCAACUAUACAAUAUACUUUUCAGUAUUGAUAAUAUAUUUUGUGUUUUUUAGGAUGAGCUGUCUGAGGAUGACUAUACUCUUGAAGUUACUCAAAUCCAUAAGGAUGGAGACGUACGCUGGGCCGGUGUUUGCCAGUCUGCGGCGCUCCCUGGGGAUGACAGAGAAAGAAUAUCAGCAGUCCCUCUCUUCUGAAGGCAGCUACCUGCAAUUCAUCAGCAAUUCCAAAAGCAAGGCAGACUUCUUCCUAACUAAUGACAAGCUGUUCUUCUUAAAGACACAGAGUAAAAGAGAAGCGCGAUUUCUCUUGUCUAACUUGAGAAUCUACAUGGAACAUUUGGAGAAGUACCCACACUCUCUGCUUGUCAAAUUUUUAGGUGUUCACAGGAUCAAAAUAGCAUAUCAGAGGAUGAAGUACUUUAUUGUGAUGCAAAGUGUCUUUUACCCUGAUGACAGAAUCACAGCGAGGUAUGACAUAAAGGGCUGUGAGGUGAGCCGGUGGACGGACCCAGCCCCUGAAGGCAGCCAGAUCAUAGUUGUUUUGAAGGAUCUUAAUUUUGAAGGACAGUUCAUUCAGUUAGAUCAGCAACGCCCUUGGCUCCUGCAUCAGGUGGAGAUUGAUACAGCCUUUCUUCAGACGCUCAAUGUGUUGGACUAUAGCCUCUUGCUUGCCCAUCAGCCCCUGCACCAGGAUGAACUCAGCCAGAGUCUCUCUUUCGCAACACUCAUCAUGCGUGCCAAAAAAUCCUUCUCUUUCUUCUCCAAACGGCCAUUGGCAGGCAGGUCAGUAAAUGCAACAUUCAGUCCUACACAUGCCACUUCACCAACUGUACCCGGGGUGGUGGCAGAGGAAGACUCCACACUCCUCUUCUCGGAAUUAAAUACAACACAAUGUCACGUAACAGAAAUGCACAGUGGCAAUGGUGCAAUGGGCAUAGCAAGUCCUGAGGAAGACAAAAUUGAGCAACAAAGUAGAGUGGGAACAGAGUCAGCCGAUCUACAAACGUUUCAGGCCCAGAACCGGAGAUUGCUUCCUAACUUCAAAAACCCACUUCAUGUCAUUGAUGGACCAGAGCAGCGUUACUUCAUUGGGAUAAUUGACAUCUUCACUGUUUAUGGUUUCAAAAAGAGGCUUGAGCAUCUGUGGAAAAGACUGAGACACCCACGACAAACAUUCUCCACAGUCAGUCCUCCAGCUUACUGUUACAGGCUGUGCCAGUGGGUUCAGGACCAUACCAAAUAAAAUUAGAGAGCUUGGAUGACAGAUGGACACGCUGUUCGCACACCUGACUCAUACAUACCUCGUAAUGUAAACAGUGGAAAGGAUCUGAAUGUACAUUUGAAUGUACAUUUGAGAGUGAACGUUUUUAUAGCUUUUUGUUUAAAUAAAGACGAUGCUAAUGCAAGUGCUUGUUAAAACACUGUAGUUCAUGAAAAAUGCAAAAGUUAAAAGGUGUAUUCAAUUUAAAAUUGUUAUGUAAGUAACAGCGCAAUGACGGUGCAUAGGGAUUAUGCACCUAUUAUGAAAAUAUGAAUAAGAGCAAAGGAGAGUGUAACUUUUGAUUUAAGCUUGUUUUCAUAAUUGAAUUAUGAAAUACUGGUUACAUAUAUCCCAUUUACUGAAAAGUACAUUGUUGCUAUUUGAUUGCCAGCUGUCCAGAACAGAAAGGCUUUUGAGACUGACAACUUAUCAACAAAUGCAGGGUCACUUCCUUCCUGCUGUCUGUCACGUUCAGAAACUGUUAUGUGGAACUACACAAGUGGGCAUUCAAAUGCUUUCAGAAAUAUUUAUGCAGUAUAAUAAUAAAAAAAGAAUGUUUGA